CCGCGGUACGCCCGCCCUCCCGCCGGCCUCCUCUGCCUCCGGGGCGGGGAGCGGCGAACGCAGGACCCGGAGCGGGCGGGUCCGCGGCGGCGGGUUGGGGCGGGAUGUUGCCUGCGCUGCCGGACGGCGACGAGCGGGAGCUGGAAAGCAGCGAGGAGGGCGGCGGUGCGGGUGAGGAGCGGCGGCCGGAGCGGCACGGCAGCACCUACCACAGCCUCUACGGUUACCGGAGCUGCAGAUCCUCACAGCAGGGAGCAGACAGUGGGAAUGGCAGUCCCAGCAGUGCGGCGGCAGAGACACCCUCCAGCGAAGACUUCAGCCUCUCCUUGCUGGACACUAACUUACCAGCUGAAGCAGAGACUGAAUUGCGCAGUUUUAUCAUUAAGCGUCUUACUAAAGGAGCCCUGUUUGAAGGAAUGGGGAAUGUAGCGUCAGUGGGGCUGAGCAUACCAGAAUAUAGAGUUGGUUGUUAUUACUGUCGUUUCCAACAAGAAAAUCUUCUAGAAAUGGCAACAGUGGAAUCGGACACCAACAAUGCUCCAGAAUACGUGGUUUGUUUCUUAGGUGGCUCAGAGAAAGGUCUGGAACUUUUCAGACUUGAGCUGGACAGAUACAUUCAAAGUCUGAAGAUAAACCUUGAUUUGGAGCAAAAAACCUUGGAGACCUAUGUUAACCCCUACUUCAGAAGCUGGUUUGAGAAUGCCAUAUGCCCUAUUCAGAGAGUAGUACAGCUCUUCCAGGAGAAACUCGCCUUUUUGUUACAUGCUGCUUUGAGUUAUACUCCUGUGGAAGUAAAAAACGCAGAUGAAAGAACAGAAAAAGACAUUAGCAGGUUUGUGGCAGCUGCCAGCCUCCAAGGACUCGUUCAGGAAGGCACAAUGACCUCCUUGUGUAUUGCCAUGACUGAGGAACAGCACAAGUCAAUGAUUAUAGACUGUAGUGGACCUCAGCCUCAGUUGCAUAAUGCAGGAAGCAACAGAUUCUGUGAGGACUGGAUGCAUGCUUUUCUGAAUGGUGCUGAAGGUGGAAAUCCAUUUCUCUUCCGGCAGAUUUUGGAAAACUUUAAAUUGAAGGCUAUACAAGAUAUUAACAACCUGAAGAGGUUUAUCCGCCAGGCUGAAAUGAACCACUACGCCUUGUUCAAGUGUUACAUGUUUCUAAAGAACUGUGGCAGUGGAGACAUCCUUUUGAAGAUUGUUAAAGUAGAACAUGCAGAAAUGCCAGAAGCCAGAAAUGUAGUGACCGUCCUUGAGGAAUUCAUGAGAGAAACAUCAGUAGCUUAAAAUUAUCUUAAUUAUUCUGUACUCAUUUGAGGCAAUGAAUUCUUACCCACACCAUAGGACAUUUAGACAGCAGAAUAAUUGAAAAAAAUCUUUGGCUACAGCUGGAAUCAAAACUCACGAGCCCUCUGAGUGACCACAUCAUAAACAAGGACUAGCUCUGCAAACCCAGUACCAGCAAAACUCCCUGUUGCUUUCCUUUGCAGCAGAGGGUCUUGUUUGAACACUUGACGCGGGGCAUUUGAACAACUCUACCUGAAACAGUAACCAACAGUCUUACUAAUGCAGUUAAGUUGGACUGUUCUGCCAGUGCUGUAUACUGUGAUGAUAAAAGUUGAAUGCUUUCCUGUAACACCACUGUGUUGAACCUAUAAUAAGGUUUACAAUAAAACACAUUUGAAUCCUUAA
Messenger RNA from Aquila chrysaetos chrysaetos, 1688 nucleotides. RefSeq names its product chromosome 5 C17orf75 homolog (gene C5H17orf75). The transcript is spliced from 11 exons. Bases 105 to 1283 code for a protein of 392 amino acids. The record is from RefSeq and is a predicted model, not a curated record. NCBI's taxonomy places the organism in Eukaryota, Metazoa, Chordata, Aves, Accipitriformes, Accipitridae. Gene Ontology annotation, cellular component: trans-Golgi network.